GAAGAAGAAGAGUCCACUUGUUUAGCUAAAAAUGGCGGCAUUUAACGACAUGGAAUAUAAAUGCCUCAAGUUUCCUCAUUGUAGCUCACUUUACCAUUAACUAAAAUUAUACUUGAGUGUGAUUCGUAGGCAAAUGAUUUAUAAGACGUUUAUAAUUGGUUUACAAAACAAGCUAAAAGAUGAAGCGACUAUAGAUUUGUUUGAAAACAGCCUGAAAAGGGUGUUUUUUCCAAGCCGAGGACAGUAUGUCACAAUGGUCAUGUAAUGCACUACACACUGCGUAGAGGCUAUUGAGACAGAUAGCACUGCUGGACAGUUUCAGAGAGUCUGGAGCAUGGAGAAGGAAACAGAUAUCACACUGCAAAUGGAAGAAAAAUCUGUUUCUUUGGAGGAUAUGUGCAAGUCCGAACCUGCAGCCUUCCAGGAAGAUGAGAUUCCGGUCGCACGGAUGAAAGAAGUGUCCAGGUUUGAGGGGACGAGCCUCGGAUCACAAGCUGUUUUGCAGGAAGCUUGUUUAGGGUCCGAGCUUGCGGGACAGAAGAUGGAGGGCUGUGGAUCAGAGGUAUCUGGUCUGCAGAUGGAGAUGAGGAGCCUGCAGCAGGAGCUGUGGAAGUGUCAGAUUGAAUUAAAGAAAGUGCAGAAGCAGCUGGACCAAAGUCUAAGGCUUCAGAGGAGCACCGAGAGCUUCAACCAUGAUCUGAGACAACAGGUUGAGGAGCUGAGCGCCGAGCUUCAUGAGCGGAAGAAGAAGGAGAAGAGCCGAGUGGAAGCAGAGACUCAGACGGAGGACUACGCUCAGUUUGAGACAGAUUACAGCUAUUACUACAGUGGAUACUAUCAGGCUGCUGCAGAACCUGGGUACAACACUGCUGCUGAAAGUCAGGAGAACUAUGAAAUGUAUCCCGUUACAACAGAGACAGAAGCUUUACAGCAGUCAGAUGAAGUGACCAACAUGGCUGACACAGAGGUGGUCGACAGCAGCAGCUCAUCCAUAGCGGCGAUGUUGAGAGCCACAGCAGAAGAGGCGGUCUCUCAGACAGGCUUUGUUUUUGACGAGAGCUCAGGAAUGUACUAUGACCAUUCCACCGGCUUCUAUUACGACUCGAGCAGUCAGCUGUAUUAUGAUGCCAACACAGGCAUCUACUACUGCUAUGACCACACCAGUGGAAAGUACCAAUUUCACUCUCGAAUUGAGCUGUCCACAGUUCAACAAGGCCAAACUGCAAAUGACCAGGAGAAUGGAAACAAAUGGAAGAGCAAAAGAAGCACAGAGAAACAAGACGCCCAGGCUAAAUGCUUAAACCUGAUUAAAUCCCAGAACCACAGUGGGGUGAAAGAGAAGCCCAAAGCUGUAAAAGAUCAGGAGGAGCACUGCACAGGAAAGAAGGGUGAGACAGUCACACGGAGAAAAGGACAACGCUCUCAAAGCAGGACACGGCUAUCUCGUUCACGGAGCAGGACUCGUCUGUCUCGAUCCCGGAGCAGGACGCGUCUAUCUCGUUCGAGGAGCAGGACACGCCUGUCUCGUUCGAGGAGCAGAACACGCCUAUCUCGUUCACGGAGCAGAUCACAUUCACGGAGCAGGACACGUCUGUCUCGUUCAAGAAGCAGGACACGUCUGUCUCGUUCAAGAAGCAGGACACGUCUGUCUCGUUCACGGAGCAAGACACGCCAAUCUCACUCGCGUAGCAGGUUACACAGGCACAAGAGGACACAUUCUGAAGACAGGAAGAAGAAAAAGAAGAGGAAGAAGAAUAAGAAGCAGUCACACACCCACAGAGAUUGGGGAUCACACACUGCUAAUAUGGAUGCUGAAAGUGAGCCAGAAGAAGGAGAGAUCUUACAGUCCAGGGAAAAGAAAUAUCCUUCACCAUCAUCCUCCUCAGCAUCUCCGUCUCCUCCUCCAGAUACCUCUCCAGUUUCAUACAGCCCAGAGAGAGACAUGCUGCCAGAAGAAGGAUGGCCUCCAUGUGUAAGAGUGAUUGUGGUUCGCUCUCCUGUCCUGCAGCCCGGCACUCUGUUUAUCCUUACAGCUGACAGCAUUAACACUAUUGGCCGGGAGAAGGAUAUGGACCAUGCUAUCAGGAUUCCAGAGAUAGGAGUCAGUAAGUGCCAUGCAGAGGUGUAUUUUGAUCAGGAUCAGCAGUGUUACAUGUUGGUAGACCGCGGCAGUCAGAAUGGCACAGUGCUCAAUGGCAACAGAAUUUUACAGCCUAAAGUGCGCUGUGACCCCUGCCCUUUAACGCACGGUGAUGAGGUGAAGCUGGGCGAGACGGUUUUAUCCUUUCACAUUCACAUGGGUUCGGAUACAUGCGAUGCUUGUGAACCUGGACAGGUGCGAGCUCACCUAAGCUACCGCCGCCCAGAAGAAAACACUGCUGUUGUCCUGAGUAAGGAGGACAAAGAGCUGCAGAGACAGAGAGAGCUCAAGCAGAUGAAACUUAAAUAUGGCCUUAAAAACAGUGCAUAUGAAGGCGGUUCUGCGUUGAGCAAUAAGUAUAAAGACCGAGCAGAGAACCGGAGACAGACGGUGGGAAGUGAGGGAACCUUCUACAGAGACGACGCUCCUGCAUCUGUGCAUGUGGAAAUCAGUGACAAGAACAAGGGUCGCCAGAUGUUGGAGCGAAUGGGAUGGAAGAGUGGAGAAGGACUAGGCAAAGAUGGAGGAGGCAUUACAGAGCCUGUGGACGUGCAGGUCCGAGUCCCUCAGUCUGGUCUGGGCUGUGGAGCGAUUUUCACAGUGGACGAGGUUCCAGCUGGACGGAGUAGAAGGCAGCAGAACUGGGAUCAUGCGAGGGAGCGCUUCCAACAUGCGGAUCUUAGUCAAGACAAGACUGACUCUAGAGACAUCCUACUGAGUGACCCUUGAGCCUGGAUUUAAAGUCAGUCUGAGGUUACAGUAUAAUGAUUACUCCUUUUGAGGAGAGCACUCCAGAAGUAACACUGACUCAAGGAACUGAGUAAAUAAGUGUUUACACAUUUUACUGUGAAUGUGGAAUAUAUAAAUACACAAUAAAUUGUACAUUAAAAGAAUUCUAUAUUGUUUGUAUCCAGUGCUUUGUAUAGUUUUGUUAAUAAAUGUUGCUCUGUUCUUCAAAGCAGUAGAAUGUGGGCCAAUGUGAAAUAAUCAAAUAAAAAUAAAUCCGAACAUCGGAAUAGACCUGAAUUAUAUAUGAAAUGGUUAUGUGAAAGAACAGUGACUAUUCGUAUCAGGAUUGAACAUCAUCUGAUGUGCAGAAAGCAUCCAAGAUCUAGAAAGUUACAUAUUUUUUCCCCCAAUGUCUGAUGUACAGAUACAGUUUGUAUUUGUAUUUUUUUUCCUGACCCAUAAAUAAAUCACGUAUCAAAACAAGUGA
This is a messenger RNA of Hemibagrus wyckioides, 3356 nucleotides long. RefSeq names its product angiogenic factor with G patch and FHA domains 1 (gene aggf1). The record is from RefSeq and is a predicted model, not a curated record. The coding region runs from base 335 to 2869 and encodes 844 amino acids. The transcript is spliced from 15 exons. Gene Ontology annotation, biological process: vasculogenesis. NCBI's taxonomy places the organism in Eukaryota, Metazoa, Chordata, Actinopteri, Siluriformes, Bagridae. Gene Ontology annotation, molecular function: nucleic acid binding; protein binding.